Impatiens glandulifera is the source of this 2257-nucleotide messenger RNA. Its product is annotated as cucumisin-like. The transcript is spliced from 9 exons. NCBI's taxonomy places the organism in Eukaryota, Viridiplantae, Streptophyta, Magnoliopsida, Ericales, Balsaminaceae. Gene Ontology annotation, molecular function: serine-type endopeptidase activity. Bases 1 to 2103 code for a protein of 700 amino acids. The record is from RefSeq and is a predicted model, not a curated record. Gene Ontology annotation, biological process: proteolysis.
AUGGGUGAUUUGAAAUUAACAUUAGGCAUUCCUCCAUCUUUAUUGCAUAUGAGCUUUUUACAAAAAGCUCUAGGCAGUACAACUUCCGCAUCAAUUAUUCACAGUUAUAAGAUUAGUUUCAAUGGAUUUGUCGCUCUAUUAACUAGUGAUGAAGUUCAACGAAUUUCAUCGAUACAAGGAGUGGUGUCAGUAUUUCCAAACAAAAUCAAUCAAAUACAGACAACAAGAUCGUGGGAUUUCAUGGGAUUUUCACAAACAGUAAAAAGAGCAACAACAGUGGAGAGCAACACCAUUAUUGGAGUAAUCGAUACCGGAAUAUGGCCCGAGUCCGAUAGCUUUAAGGAUACGGGAUUUGGACCAACACCAACUAAGUGGAAGGGCUCGUGUAAAGGAUUAACCAAUUUCACUUGCAAUAACAAAAUAAUCGGAGCAAAGUAUUACAAAAUCAAUGGAGUCUUCGGCGAAAAUGACAUCCAAUCUCCAAGAGACUCUGAGGGUCAUGGAUCUCAUACAGCUUCAACGGUCGCCGGCGAUCUUGUUACUUCGGCAAGCUUUUCCGGUCUCGCUAGCGGCACAGCUCGAGGAGGAGUCCCGUCUGCGCGGAUCGCUAUAUAUAAAGCCUGUUGGUCCGACGGUUGCUCAGACGCCGACAUCCUCGCAGCAUUCGAUGAUGCUAUCAAUGAUGGGGUUGACUUAAUAUCAAUUUCUAUCGCAUUCUCCGUUGCUAGACCCUAUUUCAGUGAUUCAAUAGCUAUUGGGAGUUUUCACGCCAUGAGAAAAGGAAUUCUUACGUCAAUGGCUGCUGGAAACGCAGGUCCUGCAUCUGGGACUAUCUCGAAUGUUUCUCCAUGGGCACUUUCAGUUGCAGCAAGCACGAUUGAUCGCAAAUUCUUUACCAAUUUGAAACUGGGUAACGCUGCAACAUUUCAGGGAGUUGCACUGAACACUUUUGAUCCGAAUGGUUUCUCCCCUAUAGUGUAUGGUGCUAAUGUUCCAAAUACAACCGGAAAUGUUUCAAGUUCUUUAUCUAGGUUGUGCCAAAAGAACUCAUUAGAUGCUACACUGGUAAAAGGAAAGAUUGUUGUUUGUGACCAAUUCAAUUUAGGGGAAGGGGCUCUUUUGGCUGGUGCAGCUGGUAUGGUGAUACGAGGAGAUGGACCCAAAAACUAUGCUAUCGUGUUUUCCCUACCAGCAACUUACGUUAGUGUUAACGAUGGAAACAUCAUCCUGGCUUAUAUUAGCACAACAAGCAAUGCAACUGCGAGCAUAUUGAAGAGCAAUCAAGUUGUGGAUGAAUUUGCGCCAAAUAUUGCAGGCUUCUCAUCUAGGGGACCGAAUCCUUUAACAUCUGACAUUCUCAAGCCGGAUUUGUCUGCGCCUGGUGUUAACAUCUUGGCAGCAUGGACACUUGCAAUUUCUCCUACGGGAAUACAAGCAGAUAAUAGAAGACUUCCAUUUAAUAUCAUAUCGGGCACAUCAAUGGCUUGCCCACAUGCUACAGCUGCGGCUGCUUAUGUCAAAUCCUUUAAUCCGUUGUGGUCUCCAUCUGCUAUAAAAUCUGCUCUUAUGACUACAGCCUUUGAGAUGAGUGCAAAGACCACUCCACAAGCAGAAUUUGGUUAUGGAGCAGGUCACAUAAACCCUGUAGCAGCCAUUGAUCCUGGUCUUGUGUACGAUGCCAAUCAAACCGACUAUUUGCAGUUCUUGUGUGGGCAGGGCUACACCGACAAGGAGUUGCAAAUUGUGUCGGGUGACAGCAGCACCUGCACCAGUUUUGGGAAUGAGACUGUUUGGAAUUUGAACAUGCCUUCAUUUUCUGCCAGUGUCCUUCCUUUACUUACUUUUAAAGUCACCUUCAGUAGGAGAAUUACCAAUGUUGGAUUGGCACCAUCUACUUACAAUGCCACGGUUCUUGCUCCAGCGACACUGAAAAUACAAGUGGUGCCCAAUAUACUUUCUUUCAAUAGUGUCGGACAGACUCAGUCAUUCACGAUGACUGUUGAGGGAAUAGUUACUCUAGGGUCUGUCGUCUCUGGUUCUUUGUCCUGGGUUGAUGCAACACACAAAGUGAGAAGCCCCAUUGUUGUUUUUUCUAGUAUAUAAACAAGAAGCUUGGUUCCUAGAGAACCAAUGUUCAUGGUGUGGUGUGUUGUGCUUUGUCUUCGGGACACUUUAAGAUGUGUUAAGUUCAUUGUUUUCUUACAUUUGUGGUUGUUUUAUGUCUAUGCAAGUUUCAAAUUAUAAAAAACAACUAUGU